This is a messenger RNA of Diachasma alloeum, 824 nucleotides long. It is a transcript of the gene Ccdc58, whose product is annotated as coiled-coil domain-containing protein 58. The coding region runs from base 122 to 547 and encodes 141 amino acids. NCBI's taxonomy places the organism in Eukaryota, Metazoa, Arthropoda, Insecta, Hymenoptera, Braconidae. The transcript is spliced from 2 exons. The record is from RefSeq and is a predicted model, not a curated record. Gene Ontology annotation, cellular component: mitochondrial intermembrane space; mitochondrion.
GGUAUCGAUGCGGUACGCACAUCCCUAUAUAUCUUAACUUUGAGGUUACAAAACCCUCAGCGUGGUGUGCUCUAGUCUUAGAAUUGGCAAAGUAAGCGUAAUCAUUACAUUUUUAACGAUUAUGGCAACGUCCUCGACGAUGGAAUGUGGUGAUUUCUUGGAAUUUCAGGACGCACUCCAAAAAAUGCGACAGAUAGACGACAAAAUAAUCUACCUUUUGAAUACAACAAUACCCACUGAAUCAUUCAAGGGCCAGGUGGAUGCAACAUCAAAUUGUAAGGACUUAUUCCACCAGAUUCAGUCUGGUCACUCCCAACGAGAGAUAGCCAUUAAAAAGUGUCUCAAUACAACUCGAGACAGGGUCAAGAAGUUGAAGGAUCAGAAAGACAAUAACCCCAACGAUAUAUUUAUCCUGAAGAGUCUGAGGAAAGAGCAGAAUACUCUGAGAAUGCUUGAGUCAGAAUUGAACGUCGAGGAAGUAGUCAAGAGCCGCACGAGCAAAAUCUACCACGAGAAAUGUCGUGGUUUCUACAAACCCAGUGAAUGAGAGGCAAUUUAAUGAUUCUAUCAUUUUUAGACCGACUUUAACCUGUUUUACUGGGUGCGGUAGAGACCAGUUGGCCUGAUAGAUAAAUAGAGAAAAUAAUUUUUUUAAUUGAACCCUCGAGAUCAUUUUCUAGGGGGUUUGUUAAAGAUUUCUGCACAUUUUUGCUGCAUCUGUCGACAAAACACAUGAAGUUGGAGUUGAAGUUGAAGGGGGUGGAAUUCAUUGAAUUGUUAUAAUAUAUUGUAAAUAUAAACAGAUUUUGAUGAAUUAUCUGUGA